CUGCUGCUGGUUCAGAGCGCGCCAGGAGCCAGGAGACUACAGGGGGAUCGGAGUCGUUGGCCACCAUUGAAGUCCGUAUCUUUCUCCCUCCUUUUCCUUCUCCGCUCCUUCAGGUCUUUCCUAAUUCGGUGAUAAAUUUCAACGUAGGAGAGAACCGUAAAAGUUCAGCAAGUCUUCAAUAAAAAUGGCCACCAAUAAAUCUACAUUGCAUAAAAUGGGAAAGAAACAGAAUGGCAAAGGUAAAAAAGUUGAAGAAGCAGAACCUGAAGAAUUUGUUGUGGAAAAAGUCCUGGACCGACGUGUAGUUAAUGGGAAGGUGGAGUACUUCUUAAAAUGGAAGGGAUUUACUGAUGCUGAUAACACAUGGGAGCCUGAAGAAAAUUUGGAUUGUCCAGAGUUAAUAGAAGCUUUUCUGAAUUCUCAGAAAGCUGGUAAAGAAAAAACAGAAGGUACCAAAAGAAAAUCCCUUUCAGAUAGUGAAUCUGAGGACAGCAAAUCAAAGAAAAAGAGGGAUUCUGUUGAUAAACCCAGGGGAUUUGCACGAGGUCUUGAUCCUGAACGGAUAAUUGGAGCCACAGAUAGCAGUGGAGAACUUAUGUUCCUUAUGAAAUGGAAAGACUCAGAUGAAGCUGACCUGGUAUUAGCUAAGGAAGCUAAUGUGAAAUGUCCUCAGAUUGUAAUUGCUUUUUAUGAAGAACGAUUAACUUGGCAUUCUUGCCCAGAGGAUGAAGCACAAUAAUUGUUUGGAUUUUCUCCUUUUCCUCCCCCUUUUUCUUAAUUAUAUGUAUGAUAUUUUACUUAAUACAUGUGGAAAACUUAUAAUUCCAAUUGAGAUAAGUUUGGUUAUUUUAAAAGUAAUAUGUUUUGCAUAAGGAAGAAAGCAAAAGUGCUAUUCACUUUCUUUAUUACAAGAAAACAUUUGAUACUGCUUUCUGCAUAUUAAAUCAAAUGUUUUAUAAAAUUUGGUAGUUAGUAGUGAUCCUUAAUGGCAACUUAUUCAGAUUUACAAGUGUUUUGUAGUUCUCUAUACAACAAAUGUGCAUGCAUUUUUUUCCACCAUAUAGUCUGUAAAACCAUUAUAUUUAGUAUUUGUGGCAAAUUGGUUCAGAGGGGACCAAGUGAAAAUUUCGGUUUAAUUUGAAAGUGCAUAUUGUAUUUUAUUUUAUUGUAUAUACUGCUGAACAGUUACCAAUAAAAUAGUUUCAUAUUCUUGUGCUUUCUUUACCAAAUUGUAGGAAGGUUAAGAGGUUUUGAAAGCUAUUUUGAUAUGGAAAAUAUCCACUAAAGGAUAGAGGCAGUUUUGCUUUUUUGCAAAAAAACCAAAAAAAUCCUGUUUUAAAUAGGUAGUUAAAAUGAAAUUUAUAGUUUUCUCCCGUAGAUGUUUAUAAGCUGCUUCCUUAUAAUUAUAUAAUUCCUUAUAUAAUUUUUAAGACUAGUAUGCAGACUUGGUUAUAAGUACUCAGAAUAUAUGGUUGAGUAAUCAGAUUCUGACUUAAUCCCUUAAACUGUAUAUCUGAUACUUUACAAGUUAAUAAUUUAUUGAUGUCUUAGGCUUGACUUCUUUAGGAACUAUUAUUCUUAAUCCCAAUAUACUUCCAAAUAAAAUUAUUUUAAUUGAUUGCCUGAUAGAUUUAUGUAGAUAGCAAAAUUGAGGCAUGGAACUGCAGAAAAGAGGAAUCUGUUGGAAUAUACAGCAUAUAUAUAUAUAUAUCACAUGGUCAAUUGUUAAAUUACAAUUUGAUCAUCCAAAUAGGGUUACUAUAUAUGUGAUUAAUUUUUAAGUACAAGUGCAUGCAACUAGCAUUAUUCAUUUGGCUUUGAUUAUGUUUGGGUGAGCAAUAAGGAAUCUUGUCGUGUAAAACGUAAUUGUCAGAUUAUUUGGUUUUUAAUAUAGUUCAGUAAUUCCAUGUACCAUACUGGAUUAAUAGAAUGGAUUAUUGAAGUUCACCAUAACAAGUUUUUAUUUAAAAAAUCAACAUAAUAAUUACAAUUCAUCUCAUUUCUGAGAAUUACUGUAAAAAUAAAUGAUGCCACAUUGAAAAAAACACCAGAACUCUAAACGUAAAAUCAGUUCACUGCCUUUUAAUAAACCAAUUUCCUGGUACCUGUUGAGGUUCCCUUCAAAUAUUUUUGUGUUUUUCUGAUUUCUUCCAUUUUGUUUAGUAUUUGUGUUUCUGCUUAUGUUUUUGUCAAAAGUUUUAUUAAAGGGUUUAUUUAUAUAGUAA
This is a messenger RNA of Thamnophis elegans (Western terrestrial garter snake), 2225 nucleotides long. It is a transcript of the gene CBX3, whose product is annotated as chromobox 3. NCBI's taxonomy places the organism in Eukaryota, Metazoa, Chordata, Lepidosauria, Squamata, Natricidae. Gene Ontology annotation, molecular function: chromatin binding. The record is from RefSeq and is a predicted model, not a curated record. The transcript has 6 exons. Gene Ontology annotation, cellular component: pericentric heterochromatin; nucleus. Bases 185 to 739 code for a protein of 184 amino acids. Gene Ontology annotation, biological process: chromatin organization; negative regulation of transcription by RNA polymerase II.